UUGUACUUGAUUAAAUGUUUCUGUUUGAAAUUUAUUUUUUCUUUUAAACUGUUAGUGCUGUAAUUGGCUUUCUGCUAGAACCUGUGGUUUAAAAUUGUUUGUGUUUGAUUUUUUUUUAUUUGUUAUUUAUUUAUUUUUUUGCUGAACUCUGUUUGUUCUGUGAGUUAUUGGCAUGAGGGUUUGUGCUAGGUUUGAAAAAAUUGUUAUGACAUGACCUUUGUUGUGAUAGUUCAAUAUAAACCUCAUGUGGAGCACAAUGCAAGAAUGUUGUAAGUGGCUAAUUAAUUUCCACCAUUGAGUUGAGUUAGCUCUAAUGAUUCUUGAAAUGCUGGUCUAUUCAUACAGUUCAGCUUUUUUCAAACCCAUAGCUUAUUAUUAACAAUUGGAGGGAAAUUUGCUAAACUAUAACUUGAAGGAACAUUGUUGGCUAAUGAGGUAAAGGUUUUCUACAUCAAUGGAACGAAAUUGGUGUUGGUGUUUACGAUUUUGAAAAAGUUAUUAAUCCACGGAUGAAACCACAGUAUGUUACACUUUUGUGGGAAUAGGGUGGCAAUUUUAUUCUGCUUUUUGCUGGGGUUGGUUGAUGAUAUAUGUGCAUAACUAUUGUUUGGUUAAAAUUGAAUUGAUUAAAUUUCAAAACAAGAAACUAUCCGAAACUCACUUUUCAUGAUUACCUUUACUAUAUGAUUAAUGCCAAGAGGGGUACUCAGCAACUUGGCAAUGAUCAACAUAAAGCCUUAGAAGAAAAUUGAAAUCUUGUUAAACCAUUCUUUUUUUAAAAAAAAAAAGCAUACUAAAUAUGUAGAUUGAAAUGAAAAACAAAAGAAGGCUAGAAAGAAAAACAUAAAUCCGAGAAUGUGGGAGGAGACCGAGUCCUAUUUAUACUAACUAACUAACUAGUCCUUGGAUCCUAUGUCGUCAGCCAAGCUCCAUUCCGCGAAUCUUGGCUAGCCGGCCAAUAUAACUGCUAUGCAGGUUUUGCCUCGUGCGAUCUUUAUCCACACGUGCUUCGGCAUGGACCUUACAUUGAAUCUGAGCUCAUUUAGCUGGAUCACUCUUUGACUUGACACUUCCUCUCUUUCCUCUUUUAUUGCACUCACUCAACCAUAUUCAGCUGUUUUUACUUCCCUCUUCUAGAUUUGAGUACAAACAAAUAUGCAUACAUUUUUUGCUGGAUAUUUGCGCUGAGUUGUGAGUCGAGUUGGGAUGUCUCGGGUAGUUGUUUUGAAACAGUGAUGCAUCUACUCAGAAAUUUGAGCAAAGAUAUAUGUAAUGCUGUAGACUUUUCACAUGGAGUUAAAUGCAAGUUAUGACAUUGAGCAUUCUCGCUCCUUGGGAAGCUUAGAGCAUGACAUGUGGCCUUUAGAUCCAAUUGAUCCAAAGAAGGCGAAAUUUCCGUGUUGUUUAGUUUGGAAUCCCCUCCCAGUUGUCUCAUGGUUGGCGCCCUUCAUUGGUCAUGUUGGCAUUUGCAGGGAGGAUGGAGUUGUUUUAGAUUUUUUUGGAUCCAAUUUUGUGAAUGUUGAUAAUUUCGCUUUUGGUGGAGUCGCUAGAUACUUGCAACUUGAUCGAAGACAGUGUUGCUUCCCCCAAAACAUAUCUGCGCAUUCAUGCAAGCAUGGCUACCUGCACUCUGAGUAUGGGACAGCAAUCACAUGGGACGAUGCCUUGCAUUCGAGCAUGCGCUGUUUCGAGAACAAAACUUACAACCUCUUCACAUGCAACUGCCAUUUGUUCGUCGCCAACUGUCUUAACCGGCUAUGUUAUGGUGGAUCAAUGAGCUGGAACAUGAUAAAUGUUGGAGCCUUGAUACUAUUCAAGGGUCAUUGGGUUGAUUUCAUGUCAAUUUUAAGGGCUUUCUUGCCUUUUGUUGUGGUUGUUUGCAUUGGUGUUUUGAUGGUUGGAUGGCCCUUCUUAAUUGGCCUAUCAUCAUUUUCAUUACUCUUAAUUGGGUGGUAUUUAAUGGGAACUUACUUGUUUAGAAACCUUUUAGAGCGUUAGAUGAUGCACACCCUUGAAUUGAAGGAUGGUCUUUAUUUUUGUUUCAAAUUCACCAAAUGAUAAGUUUCAGAACAAGAAAUAAGUGUCAUUUUGUGGAAAUUGAAUGAAAAUGGCUUUCAAUGUUCCUUUUUUU
Molecule: messenger RNA, 2131 nt
Organism: Arachis stenosperma
Lineage: Eukaryota; Viridiplantae; Streptophyta; Magnoliopsida; Fabales; Fabaceae
Product: protein REVERSION-TO-ETHYLENE SENSITIVITY1
Exons: 3
Coding region: 1291-1998 (235 amino acids)
Biological process (GO): regulation of ethylene-activated signaling pathway; response to ethylene
Cellular component (GO): endoplasmic reticulum; Golgi apparatus
Source: RefSeq, a predicted model, not a curated record